Molecule: messenger RNA, 2220 nt
Organism: Sorex fumeus (smoky shrew)
Lineage: Eukaryota; Metazoa; Chordata; Mammalia; Eulipotyphla; Soricidae
Gene: FBXO31
Product: F-box protein 31
Exons: 9
Coding region: 14-1507 (497 amino acids)
Molecular function (GO): protein binding
Source: RefSeq, a predicted model, not a curated record
CGUCAGCGGCGGCAUGGCGGUGUGCGCGCGGCUCUGCGGCGUCGGGCCGGCGCGGGGAUGCCGGCGGCGGCAGCAGCGGCGGGACGCGGCCGAGCCCGCGGCGGCCGACAGCGGGCCGGACACGGACCCCGAGGAGGAGCGCAUCGAGGCGGGCCCCGCGGCGGGCUCGCGCCGCUCGCUGCUGGAGCUGCCGCCCGAGCUGCUGGUGGAGAUCUUCGCGGCGCUGCCCGGGCCCGACCUGCCGCGCCUGGCCCAGGUCUGCUCGCGCUUCCGGCGGCUGCUGCGCACCGACACCAUCUGGAGGCGCCGCUGCCGCGAGGAGUACGGCGCGUGCGAGGACCCACGGGGGCUGGAGGCCGCGGGCGUGUCCUGCAGGGACGUCUAUGCUAAGCUGCUCCACCGCUACCGACACAUCCUGGGGCUGUGGCAGCCGGACAUCGGGCCGUAUGGGGGGCUGCUCAACGUGGUGGUGGACGGCGUGGUCAUCGUCGGCUGGAUGUACCUGCCGCCCCAUGACCCCCACGUGGACGACCCCAUGCGCUUCAAGCCCUUGUUCAGGAUCCACCUGGUGGAGCAGAAGGGGGCCACCGUGGAGUGCAUGUACGGCCACCACGGGCCGCACAACGGCCACAUCCAGAUCGUGAAGAAGGACGAGUUUUCUACCAAGUGCAAUGAGACUGACCACCACAGGAUGCCGGGCGGGAGGCAGGAGGAGUUCCGCACGUGGCUGCGCGAGGAGUGGGGCCGCACGCUGGAGGACAUCUUCCACGAGCACAUGCAGGAGCUCAUCCUCAUGAAGUUCAUCUACACCAGCCAGUACGACAACUGCCUGACCUACCGGCGCAUCUACCUCCCGCCCAGCCGCCCUGACGACCUCAUCCCGCCCGGCCUCUUCAAAGGCACCUACGGCAGCCACGGGCUGGAGAUCGUCAUGCUCAGCUUCCACGGGCAGCGGGCCCGCGGCACCAAGGUCACGGGCGACCCCAACAUCCCCGCGGGGCAGCAGACGGUGGAGGUGGACCUGGCGCGCCGCAUCCAGCUGCCGGGCGGGGAGCAGCAGCACAGCUUCAGCGAGCUGAGCCGCCUGGUCCUGGAGGUGCGCGAGCAGGUGCGCCAGCAGCAGCAGCAGCAGCAGCAGGGCGCGCCCGGGGACGACCCCCGCCCGCCGGACCCCGGCCCCGCGCCCGCGCCCGCGCCGCCCGGCCCUGGCCAGGGCCAGCCCUUCGUCCUGCCUGCCGGCGUCAGCUCCAGGAACGACGGCUACCCGCGCACCUGCAGGGCCUGCUUCUACGGCACCGGCCUCAUCGCCGGCCACGGCUUCACCAGCCCCGAGCGCACGCCCGGCGUCUUCGUGCUCUUCGACCAGGACCGCUUCGGCUUCCUCUGGCUGGAGCUCAAGUCCUUCAGCCUGUACAGCAGGGUCCAGGUGGCCUUCCGCCACGCCGACGCGCCCUCCCCGCAGGCCUUCGAGGACAUGCUCAAGAACAUCCAGGCGCUCGCCUCCUGACCCCCGGCCCGCCCCCGCCUCGGGCCUGCGCGCCCGGGAGCACUGCUGAGCGAGUCCUGCCCCAGGGCGCCGGAGUCGCCCCGUUGUCGAGGGACCCCGCCCCUGGGCGUUACAGAGAGGGUGUGUGCGCGCGUGUGGCUGCACGCGUGAGCAUGCAUGAACAUGUGCCUGCACGCGUGAGUAUGCAUGGACGUGUGCGUGUGAGCUCGGGUGUGUGCACGUGCUGGUGGCCUGGGGCCGCCCAGAGGCAGAGUGAGGAGGCCUGGGCAGCCCGGGCGGGGUCGGAGGCUCCGCUGCUCUAUGCCAUUGCCUGGGUAGACUUUUUUUUUUUUUUUUGCCGGGGACAGAGCCGGGGUCCUCGCGUGCCCCAGAGCAGCCGGCCCUUUGGGUGGUGGAUGGAGACUUUCCGCCCUGGCUCGCAUCCAGGGAAGGGGACGCGUGACAGGCCACGGCCGUGCCCUCCAGCUUCAGAACCAAGCUCCGCUCCUGCCCCGUGUGCCGUGGUGGUGCAGUCAGGCCCCUGGGGGUCCCCCACACCUGCAGGGGCGCGUGGCCAGGCUGGGCUGGGCCCUGAGAGCCCGCCAUGCCUCAUCCCUGUGGGGUGGGCAGGGCUAACGCACCCAGCUAGGACCUGGCGGUUCCUGCAGGGGCCAGGAGGGUCCCUGCGAGUCCUACACAACCCCUCACCUUGUAAUAAAAGUGCCCCCCGCCUU